AUCACUUUUAAAAACCGGAGAAACCACAUUCUCCUCUCUCUCUCUCUCUCUCUCUCGCUGUUGAUUUUGGAAGACGAAUCUUCUUUGCGCGUUAGGGUAUUACGAUCGGAGGGAAGCUUUUGUUCGCCGGAAUCAAUGGAUGCUACCAAUAACACCACCAACACCACGGCGAGUAAUGUCGCCCAAGCGAUUCUCGCCGUUCUCGAUUAUAACUCUACUCCCGAUGCUCGUAAAGCCGCCGUUGCAUUCCUCGAAUCUAUUAAAUCUGGAGAUAUCAGGGUUCUAGCAAAUAUUUCCCUACUUCUAGUGAAAAAGGAGUGCUCUUCGGAAAUUCGACUGCAUGCCUUCAAAAUGUUACAGCAUUUGGUUAGACUACGGUGGGAGGAAUUAAGCCCCUCAGAGCGCAGGGAUUUUGCUAAGCUCUCUGUGGAACUAAUGUCUGAGACUGCUAGUCCAUGUGAGGAGUGGUCUCUGAAGAGUCAGUCAGCUGCCCUUGUAGCUGAGAUAGUUAGAAGAGAAGGCCCCGAUCUUUGGCAGGAGUUGUUUCCCUCACUAGCUUCCUUGUCUGCACAGGGACCUUUACAAGCUGAAGUCGUCUCAAUGAUGCUGCGAUGGCUACCUGAAGAUAUAACAGUUCACAAUGAAGACUUGGAAGGUGACAGGCGUCGGUUAUUGUUGCGUGGACUUACUCAAUCUCUGCCUGAGAUUUUGCCUUUAUUGUAUAAUCUUCUCGAGAGACACUUUGGAGCUGCCAUGAGUGAAGCUAGUAGGCAACAGGUUGAAUUGGCAAAACAGCAUGCAGCUGCGGUUAUAGCUUGUUUAAAUGCCAUCAAUGCAUAUGCCGAAUGGGCUCCUGUUCUAGAUCUUUCCAGAUAUGGAAUUAUCAAUGGGUGUGGUGCUUUACUUUCUUCUCAUGACUUCCGUCUUCAUGCUUGUGAGUUUUUCAAAAUUGUCUGCUCAAGAAAAAGACCCAGUGAUGCUCCUGGUGCUGAAUUCGAUUCUGCAAUCAGCAGUCUGUUUCAGAGUCUGAUGAAUGUCUCCAGAGAAUUCUUAUACAGAUCAGCCUCAAAUGCUGGGGUUAUAGAUGACAGUGAUUAUGAGUUUGCUGAGUGCAUAUGUGAAAGUUUGGUUUCUUUAGGCUCAACAAACUUGCAAUGUAUUGCUGCUGAUGUUGGUGUUCUGGCUUUAUACCUUCAACAGAUGCUUGGUUUCUUUCAACACUUUAAGUUGGGUCUUCACUUUGAAGCAAUGCAGUUCUGGCUGGCAUUAAUGAGGGAUUUACUUUCAAAGCCGAAGGCUGCCGCUAAUCUAAGUGGAGAGGGAUCAGCAGUUGGUGGUGUUCAGAGUUCAAGCCAUGCUGAGAACGAAAAGAAAAAGAUUCUUAGUCUUAUAAAUGAUGAUAUCUCUUGCGCAAUCCUGGAUGUAUCUUUCCAGCGGAUGCUCAAGAAAGAAAAAGUCCCUCCUCGGAUUGCUCUUUCUCUUGGACCACUGGAACUGUGGAGUGAUGAGUUCGAUGGAAAGGGAGACUUUGGCCAUUACCGAUCAAGGCUUUUAGAAUUGAUCAAGAUUGUUGCUUCUCACAAGCCCCUUGUUUCUAGUACCAAAAUAGCCGAAAGGAUUAUCACUCUCAUUAAAGAUCUGCUGGGUUCUCCAGUUCAACUUCAGGAUGUAGCAGUACUGGACAGUCAGCAAUUGGCUUUUGAUUCUAUUGUGGCAACGGUGUUUGAUGGGUCAAAUGAGUUUGCUGGUGGUAGUUCUGAAGUCCAUUUUUCAUUGCGUGGAAUAUUUGAAGGCUUGCUUCAGCAGCUUCUCUCUUUGAAAUGGACUGAGCCGGAACUUAUAAAAAUGCAUGCACACUAUCUGGAUGCAGUUGGUCCCUUUCUCAAGUAUUUCCCAGAUGCAGUUGGGAGUGUUAUCAACAAAUUAUUUGAACUUCUUACCUCUCUUCCAUACAUUGUCAAGGAUCCAGCAACUAGUACUUCAAGAGUUGCAAGAUUACAGAUUUGUACGUCUUUUAUACGGAUAGCCAAAGCCGCUGAAAAAAGUGUUCUGCCUCACAUGAAGACUAUUGCUGAUACAAUGGCAUAUAUGCAAAGAGAAGGAACUUUGCUCCGCGGGGAGCAUAACAUUUUGGGUGAAGCAUUUCUUGUUAUGGCUUCAGCAGCAGGAGCUCAACAGCAGCAAGAAGUUCUUGCUUGGUUACUGGAGCCAUUGAGCCAACAGUGGGUCCAAUCAGAAUGGCAGAAUAAUUAUCUAUCAGAUCCUAUGGGGUUUGUUCGUCUUUGCUCCAAUAAACCCUUCAUGUGGUCUUUGUUCCACACUGUUACAUUCUUUGAGAAGGCUCUUAAGAGAAGUGGACAUGGAAAAAGCAACUUGAAUUCAACCUCGGUAACAAGUCAAGAUUUGCAUCCUAUGGCUCAUCAUCUAUCUUGGAUGUUGCCACCUCUCUUAAAACUUCUCCGCGUUAUCCAUUCCCUUUGGUCUCCCUCAGUAUAUCAAACUCUACCCCCAGAGAUGAGGGCAGCUAUGACAAUGCCUGAUGUAGAGCGAUAUAGUCUCCUUGGGGAAGCAAAUCCUAAAUUGUCAAAAGUCUCUUCUGUUUAUGCUGAUGGAUCUUUUGAUGGUGGUAAAGAAGGACAAUCAGAGGUAAAUGAAGCCAAUGUGCGAAAUUGGUUGAAAGGUGUCCGAGAUAGUGGAUACUAUGUGUUGGGUCUAUCGGCAACAAUUGGAGAUACAUUCUUCAAAUGCCUAGAUGCCAACUAUGUCGCAGUGGCACUCAUGGAGAACCUGCAGUCGAUGGAGUUCAGGCACAUAAGACAGCUUAUUCAUGCCUUUGUAGUUUCUAUAGUUAAAUCUUGUCCGGCUGAUAUGUGGGAUUCAUGGCUUGAAGUGCUCCUGCAGCCAUUGCUUAUUCGUUGUCAGCAAGCUACUAGCUCAUCUUGGGCCAGUCUUAUGCGUGAGGGCAGAGCACAAGUUCCAGAUUCGUUUGGUGUACAAAAUGGGCCUGACAUGAAACUUGAAGUAAUGGAAGAGAAACUUCUGAGGGAAUUAACUAGGGAGAUUGCCACCCUUCUUUCAACAAUAGCUUCUCCUGGGUUAAACCCUGGGCUUCCAAUUUUGGAGCAUUCAGGCCAUGUUGGCCGUGUGGACAUGUCUACUCUCAAGGAUUUGCUUGCAUUCAAAUCCAACUCUCUUGUGGGGUUCCUUUUAAAUCACAAAAACAUGGCUCUCCCAGCACUGCAGUUCUGUUUGGAAGUAUUUACAUGGACAGAUGGGGAAGCAACCACCAAAGUCUGUUGCUUUUGUGGUGUUAUUGUCCUUCUAGCAAUUCUAACAAACAAUGUGGAACUCAGAGAAUUUGUGUCAAAAGAUUUGUUUUAUGCGGUCAUUAAAAGCUUAGCCAUGGAGUCCAAUGCCGUUAACAGUGCUGAUCUAGUCUAUCUAUGCCGUGAAAUAUUUUUUUACCUCGCUGACAGAGACCCAGCUCCCCGUCAGGUCUUACUUUCACUCCCUUGUCUCACUCCCAACGACUUGCGUGCUUUUGAAGAAUCUAUGGCGAAAACUCCAAGUCCUAAAGAGCAGAAGCAGCUCAUGAAAAGCUUGUUGGUGUUAGGUACAGGGAAUAACUUAAAAGCGCUUGCUGCUCAGAAAACCGUUAAUGUUAUCACAAAUGUCACUUUGAGGUCGCGUGGACCAGCAAACACAUCCGAAGCUAAAGAAAACGAAGGCGAAACAAUUGGGCUGGCCAGUGUUUUGUGAGGUGAAACCAAACUAGAAUAUGAAGUUAAAGAGAGGCAAGAGGAUGAGUUUUUACAACAAAGAACCCAAGUUGUACAGAUAUGUAUAUUUAGUCGGGAAAGAAGAUUUUGCGAAAGGUAACAAGAAGCAGCGUUUUGGUUGUUUUAACACACAAAUGUGUAAGAUGCAUAAGCGAAGAGGUUUGGCAUAUCAAAACUUAUCGAUAUUGCGAUGCCUAUGUCUCUAUAAAGUUAUUUGUAUGUUGUACACAAAUCCAGAAACCUUGACACAUCCAUGGUUGAUGUAGAGAAAGCUCUAGGCCCUGAAUGUUUGGAAGAUUUUUUUAAGUUGUUUUUAGAUUUUUUAGACUUUAGUUUUUGGUUU
This is a messenger RNA of Capsella rubella, 4122 nucleotides long. Its product is annotated as protein HASTY 1. NCBI's taxonomy places the organism in Eukaryota, Viridiplantae, Streptophyta, Magnoliopsida, Brassicales, Brassicaceae. The coding region runs from base 136 to 3759 and encodes 1207 amino acids. Gene Ontology annotation, cellular component: nucleus; RNA nuclear export complex; cytoplasm. Gene Ontology annotation, molecular function: RNA binding; nuclear export signal receptor activity. The transcript is spliced from 22 exons. Gene Ontology annotation, biological process: RNA export from nucleus; protein export from nucleus. The record is from RefSeq and is a predicted model, not a curated record.